This is a messenger RNA of Synchiropus splendidus (mandarinfish), 948 nucleotides long. It is a transcript of the gene atp5pb, whose product is annotated as ATP synthase peripheral stalk-membrane subunit b. The transcript has 7 exons. Lineage: Eukaryota; Metazoa; Chordata; Actinopteri; Syngnathiformes; Callionymidae. Gene Ontology annotation, molecular function: proton transmembrane transporter activity. The coding region runs from base 87 to 842 and encodes 251 amino acids. The record is from RefSeq and is a predicted model, not a curated record. Gene Ontology annotation, biological process: proton motive force-driven ATP synthesis.
UCGUGGUCCGCCAUCCUUGUGGUUCUUCGCAGAAGGGCACAGAGAGGCCGAGACAAGGUGCCCGGUGGAACCCCAACUCUUCCAACAUGCUUUCCAGGCUCGUCCUCGUCUCCGCCGGUGCUCUGAAGAGCAGUGGCUCUCUUGGAGCCGGUUUGAUCCAGGCAUCCCGCUCCCUUCACACCUCCUCCCAGAGUCUGGCCCCAGUGCCCCCCCUCCCUGAGAAGGGAGGAAAAGUCCGUCAUGGCAUCUUCCCAGAGGAGAUCUUCCAGCUUUUGUAUCCCAAAACUGGAGUAACAGGUCCCUACAUGUUGGGCACUGGCCUCUUGGUCUACCUGCUUUCCAAGGAAAUCUACAUUGUCAACCACGAGACGAUCGCCGCCCUCUCUAUCGGCACAGUCAUCGUCUAUGGCAUCAAGAAGUUUGGACCCAGCGUCGCUGCUUUUGCUGACAAACUGAAUGAGGAAAAAGUGGCAGAAGCUCAGAGUGCCAAGGACACUGCCAUGUCCAGCCUGACUCAGGCCAUUGAGGAUGAGAAGAAGGAGCAGUGGAGAGUCGAGGGACGGUCGAUGCUUUUUGAUGCAAAGAGGAACAACGUGGCCAUGCUGCUGGAGACCAACUACAGGGAAAGAAUGCACAUGGUGACCCACGAGAUCAAGCGGCGCCUGGACUACCAGAUUGCACUGCAGAACCUCCAACGCCAGCUGGCGCAGGAGCACAUGGUCAACUGGGUGGAGAAGAGUGUUGUCAGCAGCAUCACUCCCCAGCAGGAGAAGGAGAGCAUCGCCAAGUGCAUCAUGGACCUGAAGGCGCUGGCCAAGACCACCCAGACCAAAACAGCCUAAAGUCCAGUCUCCACCUUCUACAUUUUUCGUUAUAGAAUAAAAUAUUUCUGUGAAAAGACGGUGUGUACGGUAUUUACACGUCAACCGAAAUAAACGCUUCUCUUGU